Molecule: messenger RNA, 1519 nt
Organism: Porites lobata
Lineage: Eukaryota; Metazoa; Cnidaria; Anthozoa; Scleractinia; Poritidae
Source: the annotation of a GenBank genome assembly
GAAGAAGUUAAGACGUCUUGUUACUCAAAGGAGAAAAGUAAGGGCCUGAUACGCAAGGGUAUCUGGGAAAAUAUCAUUUCUUACUAUUCCUCCGCAUUCACAAUUAAUUCCACAACCACGACGUCGAAUUGCACGCUCCCAUAGCUUCUUGACCUUCUUGUUACUUUUAGAAAGUAGAGUUACGUAGAAUUCCGAGAAACAAGCGAAGCGCUUGGCUUUUCGAUAAAAGGAUAGAUUACGAGUCAGCGCCCUAAAGUUCUGAUUGGUGCACAGUUGUGAUAGACAUUUAAUCGACCGUUUUGAUUGGUUCACUGUCAGAAUAGGGAAAAAUACAAUGCGAUGAAUGUAGUGUGUUCCAUGUAAUAUUGAAACAGCUAACCGAGGAGCUAACUUUGCUGAGAUUAAUUUCGCCUUAAAAGUUCUCCCAAAAGAUGAAUGGGGGACUUUUUGCUUUAGCAUUACAUUUCUCCUUUGCGUCUCUUCUUGAUCUGUUAAAUUGAUGAAGUUUGCAUCAAUUGAGUGAGUGGUCGAGUGAGUGAGUGAGUGAGUGAGUGAGUGAGUGAUCAUUCGAGUGCCUCCAAAAGCCCAUGGAAUGACUACGUCAUCCAUGAGCUAAAAAUUAAACUUCUCUACCCCCCACGGUAAAUAACUAGAGAGCCAACCUUAGUACUAUCAUACUACUUAGUAUUUAUCACUACUAAAAAAUGUUGUUCUGAUCUUCUCCACUGGCGGAGUAAUCAUCGUUGAAAAAAAUCAAAGUAAAUAACAGAUUUUACAUUCGAAUUUUUUUGCUCUAACUUCAUCAGCGAUAAAAGCAGAUAAGUUAAGGAAAGCCCGGAUAAAAAUGAUCGAGAAGUCCACUGUACCUUGUCCCUAUCCAGGGAGAGCUUUCUCUGUUUAAUGACAAAAAUGACAAUGCCCUUCUUAAUGCGACGACAGCUGGUGUGUUCUUCAGUGAUAAGAACCAUUGUUAAGAGCUGGAGCGCUAUAGUCCUUUAAUAGAGCCAGUAGUAUAGACUCUUGAAAGAACCGAAAAGGUACCUGUUGAAUCAGUUACCACCGAAAUCAGUUACCACUGCUUUGCUAUAUUUUAUAAUGUAAUGACUCCCAAAAAAAUUCUGAAAGUGUGAUUAUGUGUUCUAUUUUAGCAUGUGGCUUACAGUGUUAUGAGUGUAAAAGCAAGAAAAGUUGGGAUCACUGUGAAAGCCGCAAAGACGUCGAGAACUGCAGCUCUGGUGAGAACCGAUGUGUUAAGGGCUACGCAGAUUGGGAAGAGGACGGAUCAUCAAAGAAGGCUUUUAGAAAAGACUGUUUCUCGGCAGAGAAGUGCAAAACUGCCGCAUACAACAAGGACUGUAAGAAGGGAACCUGUAAGGUGGAUUGCUGCUCUGGAGAUCUUUGCAAUGCUGGCACAAUAUCACUGGGCAAUUCUGCCACAGUACCACUGGUCAGCGCCAUCAUCCUCAGCGCGUGCGCUGUUCUGACCACUUCACUUAAAGCCCUAAUCAUUUUUAAGUAA